Arabidopsis lyrata subsp. lyrata is the source of this 1510-nucleotide messenger RNA. Its product is annotated as transcription factor NAI1. Lineage: Eukaryota; Viridiplantae; Streptophyta; Magnoliopsida; Brassicales; Brassicaceae. The transcript has 3 exons. The coding region runs from base 234 to 1199 and encodes 321 amino acids. The record is from RefSeq and is a predicted model, not a curated record. Gene Ontology annotation, molecular function: protein dimerization activity.
UAUAAACUGCAAAAUAAUGAUUAAAAAAGACCAAAAUCAUAUAGAUCCACUAUAAAGAGUUCACUCGACCACAUUCACAUAACAAAACAAAAUCAUACAUACUCCAAAACAAAAGAAAAUUUAAAAUAUAUCCUAAAGUUUUCUUUCCUUUCGCUUCUUGUUUAGUUUCAACAUAAACUUUUUUUUGCUUUCUUGAUCUAAGAAAAAAAAGUUUUAGUGAUUUCACUGAAAAAAUGGAAGAUUCAAGCUUUAUGGAUUUGAUGAUCGACACUGACGAGUAUCUGAUCGAUGACUGGGAAUCCGAUUUCCCGAUAUACGGAGAAACUAACACCAAACCCGGUUCUGAGUCUGGAUCUGGAACCGGGUUUGAGUUGGUACCAGAGAGACCAACAAAGCAAAUGAAAACCAACAACAACAUCAACUCAACAUCUUCUUCUCCGUCGUCGUCUUCUUCUUCUUCGUGUUCGCGCACGUCACAAGUGAUCUCAUUCGGGUCUCCAGACACGAAGACAAACCCGGUCGAGACAUCAUUGAACUUCUCCAACCAAGUAAGCAUGGAUGAGAAAGUGGGGUCCAAAAGAAAAGAUUGUGUUCACAAUGGAGGAAGAAGAGAACCACAUCUACUGAAAGAACAUGUUUUGGCUGAACGAAAACGUCGACAAAAGCUCAACGAGCGUUUGAUUGCUCUCUCUGCUCUUCUUCCUGGCCUCAAAAAGACGGACAAGGCAACCGUUCUUGAAGACGCGAUCAAGCAUUUGAAACAACUUCAAGAACGGGUAAAGAAGCUAGAGGAAGAGCGAGUCGGGACCAAGAAUAUGGAUCAAUCGGUUAUAUUGGUGAAGAGAUCUCAAGUGUAUUUAGAUGAUGAUUCUUCGUCUUAUUCUUCUACUUGCUCUACUGCGUCUCCUCUGUCUUCUUCUUCGGACGAAGUUUCGAUCUUGAAACAAACAAUGCCUAUGAUCGAAGCCAGAGUUUCAGGCAAAGAUUUGCUGAUUACAGUUCAUUGUGAGAAGAACAAAGGGUGUAUGAUUAAGAUCUUAAGUUCCUUGGAGAAUUUUCGUCUUGAAGUAGUCAAUAGCUUCACUUUACCAUUUGGAAAUUCAACUAUCGUUAUAACCAUUCUCUCUAAGAUGGACAACAAGUUUUCUCGACCUGUUGAAGAAGUGGUGAAGAACAUUAGACUUGCGUUAGCUGAAUAAUCUUUUUAAAAACGUUUUAUGUGAAUUUCGCAGUGAAUAAACGUGUUAGAUUUGGUCCCCAAUUUUGACCAGAUCACUCGGUUUAGUUGAAUAAUGACUAGUUGGAUAAUAAAACCAGAGAUAUGCACGAAAUAUGGGAUUUUGUCGUUUGUUGAGUGCAAAAGCUGGAUUGGUGUGUGUACCUAAUUAUGGCUGUAUCAUUGGUUUGAUACUUUAUUUUUUUUUGUCGAAGCAUUGGUUUGAUACUUUGAUAUAUAUUUUUCCCCAAUGUCAUUGGGUUGGAUCAAUAAUAUACCUAAGAGUUUAUUUUA